Messenger RNA from Cicer arietinum (chickpea), 1467 nucleotides. Its product is annotated as calcium sensing receptor, chloroplastic. NCBI's taxonomy places the organism in Eukaryota, Viridiplantae, Streptophyta, Magnoliopsida, Fabales, Fabaceae. The record is from RefSeq and is a predicted model, not a curated record. Gene Ontology annotation, biological process: de-etiolation; regulation of stomatal closure; cellular response to calcium ion.
UGCCACGUGGAGUAAUAAUGAUUUCUAAAUGAAUAUGCUUCAAAUCAAUACUAGGUGAACAAACAUAAAAACAGUGGUCUUUAGAUUUUGACCACACAUCUCUCAUCAUCAUACAAAUACUCUAUUUCCUUGCUCUCUCUAUCAUCAUUCAUUCAUCAACCAAAACAAUGGCAUUGGAGAUUACUGCUAUGGCUUCAUCAACAACAAGACCUUCUCUUCCAACUCCUUCCACCACUUUCUCCAAACCUCUAUUUAAACGCCUCCACAACAUCAACAUAUCAUUACCAACUUCAACAACCAUUUCACUUCUCGCUCUCUUCACCCCUCCAAAUGAAGCGAGAGCUGCUGUCAACAUCUCCAAGGACCAGAUUGUUUCUUCACUCACCCAAGUGGAGCAGACGAUUGAUCAGGUUCAGGAGGUUGGUUCGGGUUUUUUGGAUUCAGCACAGCGUGUUGUUGAAGCUAUAGGGAAUGUUUUGAAGCCUGGAUUUGAAACGGCGUUGCCAAUUGUGCAGCAGGCUGGUGAAGAGGCUUUGAAAUUUGCUUCACCAGCUAUUUCGGAGGCUUCUAAGAAGGCUCAAGAAACACUUCAAAGCUCUGGUUUUGAUACUCAACCUGUUUUCACUGCUGCUAAGACAGUGGCAGAUGCUGCACAACAAACAACCAAAGUGAUUGAAGGUGCCAAGCCAAUAGCCUCAUCAACCAUAGAUACUAUAUCUUCUUCAGAUCCUACUGUGAUUGCUGGAACAGCUGGUGCACUAUUUAUUGCAUACCUCUUGUUUCCUCCUAUCUGGUCUGCAAUCUCCUUCAAUUUUCGCGGUUAUAAAGGAAACCUGACUCCAGCUCAAACACUUGAUGUGUUAUGCACACAAAACUACGUUUUGAUUGAUAUUAGGUCAGAGAAGGACAAGGACAAGGCUGGUAUUCCUCGCCUCCCCUCUAGUGCCAAGAACAAGAUGGUUGCCAUUCCAUUGGAAGAAGUGCCAAGCAAAAUAAGAGGCCUAGUGAGGAAUGUGAAGAGAGUGGAAGGUGAAAUAGCAGCAUUAAAGAUCUCAUAUCUGAAGAAAAUCAACAAAGGCACCAACAUUGUGAUCUUGGACUCGUACUCAGACUCAGCAAAGAUAGUUGCAAGAACAUUAACGGGGAUUGGUUUUAAGAAGACAUGGAUAGUUGGUGAUGGAUUUUCUGGAGGGAAAGGGUGGUUACAGAGUAGAUUAGGAACAGAUUCAUAUAAAUUUUCGUUUGCAGAGGUGCUGUCACCAUCCAGAGUCAUCUCUGCCGGUUUUGGUACAACUAGCAGGCAAUCCAGUCAGAAACUACUUCCUGGGGCUGACUGAGAUUCUUUUUUCUCACUCCACAAUAUUGAACUCUAGCAAAUAUAUAUAUGUGCCAUGGUUAAUCAAAGUCCUCCAAAUUAUAUUCAUUUGAUUAUUUCUUAUAUAUAUGUCAAAUCUCUUUCAAGUUUUA